CGAGCCUGCCCGGCGGACCGCGCGCGCGCGCUCUGUGUUCUUUGUGCUCGAGCGCAGGUCAGACGCAGAGCUCCGCCGCAGCGCGCGCAGGCCCGGUAGCGCAGCCGCUCUGAGUUUAAGCAAAGCUGUACAUAAUGAUGGACGACCACACAGUACAUCAGGCGGAUCACAUGACCACCAUCGAGGCGCACGCUGUUUCCCAACAGGUCCACGUGUCCACGUAUACAGAGCACAGCAUGCUCAGUGCGGACGAGGACUCGCCUUCGUCCCCUGAUGACGACACGUACGAUGAUUCGGACAUCCUCAACUCAGCAGGAACAGAUGAGGUUACAGCACAUUUGGCAGCCGCAGGUCCAGUCGGCAUGGCCGCCGCCGCCGCUGUAGCCACAGGGAAGAAACGCAAGCGACCACACAUCUUCGAGUCGAACCCGUCGAUACGCAAGAGACAGCAGACUCGGCUGCUCAGGAAGUUAAGAGCAACCCUGGAUGAGUACACAACGCGCGUCGGUCAGCAGGCCAUCGUCCUCUGUAUUUCUCCCUCUAAGCCUAACGCUGUGUUUAAGGUCUUUGGUGCUGCUCCACUCGAGAAUGUGGUCAGAAAGUAUAAAAGUAUGAUUCUGGAGGAUCUGGAGAACGCCCUCGCCGAACACGCACCUCCCGGUGGUGGAGACCUGGGCUCUGAACUACCCCCACUUACCAUCGAUGGCAUCCCCGUGUCUGUGGAUAAGAUGACACAGGCCCAGCUCAGAGCUUUUAUUCCUGAGAUGCUGAAAUACUCGACAGGCCGGGGGAAGCCUGGCUGGGGGAAGGAGAGCUGCAAACCUGUCUGGUGGCCAGAGGACAUUCCCUGGGCCAAUGUGCGAAGUGACGUGCGUACAGAGGACCAGAAACAGAGGGUGUCAUGGACGCAGGCCCUGAGGACGAUUGUGAAGAACUGCUACAAGCAGCAUGGGAGAGAGGACUUACUCUAUGCAUUUGAAGACCAGCAGGUCACACCUCAGCAGGUUGCUGCAGCAGCCACACACAGCAUCGCUCACCUGGUGCCUUCACAAACGGUGGUCCAGACGAUCAGUAACCCUGAUGGAACCGUCUCGCUGAUACAGGUGGGCACUGGGGCGACUGUAGCCACACUUACUGAUGCGUCGGACCUGCCAGGCACCGUUACUGUGGCCCAGGUCAACUAUUCCACAGUGACAGAUGGAGAGGUGGAGCAGAACUGGGCGCUGCAGGGAGGUGAGAUGACCAUUCAGACCACGCAGGCGUCCGAGGCCACGCAGGCGGUGGCGUCUCUAGCUGAGGCUGCUGUCGCAGCGUCCCAAGACAUGCAGCCGGGAGCGACGGUCACCAUGGCGCUCAACAGCGAGGCAGCGGCCCAUGCAGUGGCGACUCUGGCAGAGGCUACACUUCAGGGAGGAGGACAGAUCGUCUUAGCUGGAGAGACAGCAGCUGCAGUUGGAGCUCUCACUGGAGUGCAAGAUGCCAACGGUUUGGUCCAGAUUCCCGUGAGCAUGUAUCAGACCGUAGUCACCAGUUUGGCGCAGGGAAACCGGCCUGUUCAGGUCGCCAUGGCUCCCGUCGCCACGCGCAUCGACAACACUGUAACACUGGAUGGCCAAGCUGUGGAGGUUGUUACCUUAGAACAGUGACUCUCGUGCAAGUACGCUGGGUAAAAACCUGUACCCGACCGUACGUGGAUAUUUUUAACAGGGAAUUAAAAAGUUAUCAAGGAUUCAUGUUUGUUUUUUAGUAGUGUAAUCGCUGUGUUUUGAAUAAGGUUUGGAUUUUUUUGUCCUCUGUGUUUCUAGUCAUAGGAUUAAAAUAGACCAAAUAAAUGGACCAAACUCAGUGCAGCAGCAGACCCUGAAUAAAUGCUUCUCCUUUUGUUUUGUCCUAGCCGAAAACACUUUUUUCAUCUGUUUUAAAUAGCCGAAUUUAUUUCAUCAACACUUUGAUUUCUGAGCGAUGUCUUUGUGCCAUUUUACUUACACUUUUGUUGUCAUAUAAGUCAUUAAUUGUGCUAGUUUGCUUGCCUUGUGAUAGAACUAAUGUAGGCCAGCAGGAAAAAAAAAAUGUACUUGUGUGUUGUUUAUGCAUGUGUCCGAAAAUUACAGAAUCUACAGAAUAUAAAAUAUGUCCCGAAA
This is a messenger RNA of Clarias gariepinus (North African catfish), 2141 nucleotides long. RefSeq names its product nuclear respiratory factor 1 (gene nrf1). Gene Ontology annotation, molecular function: DNA-binding transcription factor activity, RNA polymerase II-specific; RNA polymerase II cis-regulatory region sequence-specific DNA binding. The transcript is spliced from 11 exons. Gene Ontology annotation, biological process: regulation of transcription by RNA polymerase II. The coding region runs from base 135 to 1646 and encodes 503 amino acids. The record is from RefSeq and is a predicted model, not a curated record. Lineage: Eukaryota; Metazoa; Chordata; Actinopteri; Siluriformes; Clariidae. Gene Ontology annotation, cellular component: nucleus.